AGGGAAAGACAAUACAAAGAAAACAAACACCGGAAACCAACCCUCUGCCCUCUACCCCCUACCCCCAUCCCAACCCUCACCUCCUUCCUUUGUCCCAUAAGUGCUGCUCGACAUCCCAUUCUCUCACACCUCGCCUCUUUCUCUCUCUCUCUCUCUCUCUGAAUCCACUUUGAUCUUUAACUCUCUCUAGCGUACCGGCUUUUCUUUUCUACCAUGGAGUGCGCUGGGGAUAGCCACGGUACCGACACGAAUCCCGACGGCGGCAACACUCCCCAGCAAGGGUCGUCCCCGUCCCCUGCCGUCGACCGCGCACUCCAGCUCAUCCAAUCUGACGACGCCGACGGCAAGCUCCAGGCAGCCCGCGAGAUCCGGCGGCUCACCAAGACCUCCCACCGCUGCCGCCGCCAGCUCUCCCAGGCUGUAAAGCCGCUCGUGUCCAUGCUCCGAGCAGACUACCCCGGCUUCCACGAGCCCGCUCUCCUCGCCCUUCUCAACCUUGCCGUCAAAGAUGAGAAGAAUAAGAUCAGCAUAGUGGAAGCUGGUGCUUUAGAACCCGUAAUCAGUUUCCUCAAGUCACAGGAUAUAAAUCUACAAGAGUGUGCAACUGCAUCUUUGCUUACUUUGUCUGCUUCGGGCGCCAAUAAGCCGAUUAUAAGUUCCUCUGGUGCCAUUCCUCCACUUGUGGAAAUCCUUGGACAUGGAAGGCCACAAGCCAAGGCUGAUGCUGUAAUGGCCCUUUCCAAUCUCUCAACGCACCCUGAUAAUCCUCAAAUCAUUCUUGAAACAAAACCCAUUCCUUCGAUAGUUAGUUUGCUUAAAACCUGUAAAAAAUCUUCAAAAACUGCUGAAAAAUGCAGUGCUCUUAUAGAAUCUUUAGUUGGGUUUGAUGAGGGCAGGACUGCCUUGACAUCUGAAGAAGGUGGAGUGCUUGCAGUUGUUGAGGUGCUUGAAAAUGGCUCUCUCCAAAGUCGGGAGCAUGCAGUUGGAGCAUUGCUGACAAUGUGUCAGAGUGACCGAUGCAAAUAUAGGGAACCAAUUCUUAGAGAGGGCGUAAUACCUGGACUUCUUGAGCUCACUGUUCAAGGAACACCCAAAUCCCAGUCCAAAGCUCAAAUGCUCUUGCAGUUACUGAGAGACUCUCCAUAUGCAAGAUCUGAGCUUCAAGCUGACACGCUGGAGAAUAUAGUAUGCAACAUAAUCUCCCAAAUUGAUGGAGACGAUCAAUCCGGUAAAGCAAAGAAGAUGCUAGCUGAGAUGGUGCAAGUUAGUAUGGAGCAGAGUUUGAGGCACUUACAGCGAAGGGCUCUAGUAUGCACACCAACUGAUCUGCCUAUUGCUAGUUGUACUUCCGAAGUUCCUUCAAAAUGAUUGUUUUGGUUUUUAAGGCUUUGUCUUUGUGCACAUGGGGUUUGUAAAAUGUAACUUCCCGUAAGAAGAAAAAAUAAAAUAAGGUAUAGUGAGUGAUGCCAGUCCAGGUCGUAUAUGGUGGUACCGGGUGACUGGUAACUGUCAAUAAACUUAAAGCUGUAUGAAGUCUAAAAGCAUAAUUUUGUAGUAGAUUUGUAAAGGAACUUCUGUAUUACUUGUUAUACAGAGAUAGUAAAGUACUUCUUUCACCUCUA
This is a messenger RNA of Juglans regia (Persian walnut), 1622 nucleotides long. Its product is annotated as U-box domain-containing protein 4. The transcript has 2 exons. The coding region runs from base 214 to 1368 and encodes 384 amino acids. Gene Ontology annotation, molecular function: protein binding. The record is from RefSeq and is a predicted model, not a curated record. NCBI's taxonomy places the organism in Eukaryota, Viridiplantae, Streptophyta, Magnoliopsida, Fagales, Juglandaceae. Gene Ontology annotation, cellular component: cytoplasm; nucleus.